AUGGAUUUAGCAUUUUACAACAACAACAAGUACACACUUAAUUACCAAAAUGAAGUCACGAAGAAAAUAGUGAGGAAGAUACUGAACAAGUUGGGGGAGAACAAACAGGGCGAGUCGCCUGUCACGGCUGACUACAGCAGAAAAAAAAUCGUGGACUACUUCGCCGAGGCCGAGCUGCUGUUCACCCUGCACGACCUUUCCCAGUCAGGCGAAGUGGACAUAGAGUUGUUUCCCCAAAUGGCCAGGCAACUGAAGCAAGUAUACGACGCGCCACAAGUAAGGAAAUUCAAAAAAGAAAUGAACAUAAAAAAAAUACACAAAAUGAAUUUACCCAUGUUUCUGACUCUACUGAAACGAAAGCUGUUCCAAGUCAUUGACACGGAUGACACGUUCGACAAGCAUUUUAACGUCUUGGAUAUGCAAAAAAAAAACACCGUUGAUUUGGACGUCCUACGGACAUAUUUAGGGUUGGUGGGUGAUAAAGUGAGUCCCGAAGAUUUUGACUUUUUCGUGAAGUGCAGCACGGAGGGGGAAGGGGGUGCCGUUCCGUCCAGUGAUGACCCCACCCGCUUGCUUGCGAUCACCGCAAAGCAGUACAGGGACAUGCUCACGUGUUAUCAGCAAAUUUGA
Messenger RNA from Plasmodium cynomolgi strain B, 630 nucleotides. RefSeq lists its product as hypothetical. Bases 1 to 630 code for a protein of 209 amino acids. NCBI's taxonomy places the organism in Eukaryota, Apicomplexa, Aconoidasida, Haemosporida, Plasmodiidae. The transcript is spliced from 2 exons. The record is from RefSeq and is a predicted model, not a curated record.